Monopterus albus (swamp eel) is the source of this 17166-nucleotide messenger RNA. RefSeq names its product zinc finger homeobox 3b (gene zfhx3b). The transcript is spliced from 15 exons. Gene Ontology annotation, molecular function: DNA-binding transcription factor activity, RNA polymerase II-specific; RNA polymerase II cis-regulatory region sequence-specific DNA binding; zinc ion binding. Gene Ontology annotation, cellular component: nucleus. Lineage: Eukaryota; Metazoa; Chordata; Actinopteri; Synbranchiformes; Synbranchidae. Bases 556 to 12267 code for a protein of 3903 amino acids. Gene Ontology annotation, biological process: regulation of transcription by RNA polymerase II; regulation of neuron differentiation. The record is from RefSeq and is a predicted model, not a curated record.
AUGUCGUGCUGGAGGGCUGAUCCCACCGCCGGACUGACCCUAACAGGGCUGCGAAGGAAGCCUUCUUCUGCUUCACAGUUGGUUGCUUUCUGCUCUGUGUGAAGAAGACACUUGACCAGCCUGUGCUGCCUACUAGAUCUCCUGUAGCCCAGAGGUGAUGGUGUCAUCCUGAUUUGUUCCUCAUGUGACCUGGGAGUCCCUAAAUCCCAAACCAUAUAGCUUUGGAAAACCCUGGAAAUACCUGGAAUUCUAGGAGUAUACCACCAAAACUUCUUAAGGUGCCCAGGCACCGGAUCAAUAGCUUUACAUUCUCUUUUAUUAUUUUUUGUGUAUACAAAGAAAGAGACAAAAGUCUAAACGUUAGCAAUAGCCGCUGGCCAUCCACCAUUGCUUCUACGAACCUGCUGUGACCAAGAGGGCGUGACCUUUCUGCCUGCUGGCUUCAAACAGACACUUGAAAAGGAAACGCAGUCAGAGAGGCUUCUGUGUGGUGGCAACUCAGACCAAAAACCCCAUCAGGCCUGGAUGCGAUGAACGCCUCAUGUAGGCAUCAGCAUGGACAGCUGUGAGUCUCCCGUGGUUUCUGGGACAGACGAUGGGCUCAGCUCCUCCCAGCAGCAGCAACUACCACAGCCUUGGACCGAUCACUCUAGCUCACAGGUUCCUUGCACUAACAAGGCCAAAUCUCUAGACUCCCUGUCUCUCUCUGCUCCCUAUCCUUCUCAGUCCCAAAUCCCCAGUGCACCUCAUGACGAGGUGAGAGAGCUACAGUCCCAGCAGCAGCAGCUAAAGCAGACAUCACCCCAGGCCCACUGUGAUAGCUCUGCCACAGGCCAGCUGCAUCCCAAAAGAGAGGGUCUUGAGGAAGAAGAGAAAGAGGGAGUGAGCUGUGGAGAAGAGGAAGAAUCUGAGGACUUAGAUGAAAUGGAGAUUGACAGCUGUUUCCCAAGUCUUCAACCUUUUCCUGGGAUGCCGAUGGCUGCAGGGGGAGGGGCCAUGCCCACUCUUUUGCGUCAUCAGCCCAUACGACAACAGGGAGCACCUGAAAGUGGGAGUGAGGAAGGGGACGAAGAAGAGGAAGAUGAUAGCAGUGAUGUGGAGAACCUGGCUGGAGAGAUAGUCUACCAGCCAGAUGGCUCGGCCUACAUUGUUGAGAGCCUCAGUCAGUUGAUCCAAAGUGGUGGGGGCAUGGUACCUGGCCUGCUCCCUACAAACUCUAUCACCAGUGGGGGAAAACCGGGGGAACCUGCUGGGACUUCAUCUUCGGUCUAUCCUCAGAUCAUCAACACGUUCCACAUAGCCUCAUCCUUUGGGAAGUGGUUUGGCAAUUCAGACCAAGGUUUCCCCAAUACCUCAACCAUGGCAGGCUUGAGCCCUGUCCUGCACAGUUUCCGUGUUUUUGAUGUGCGGCACAAAAGCAACAAGGAUUACCUGAACAGCGAUGGGUCUGCCAAGAAGUCCUGUGUAUCCAAAGAUGUUCCCAACAACGUGGAUUUCUCCAAAUUUGAUGGGCUAGCCCUAUAUGGCAAGGGUAAACCCAUUCUCAUGUGUUUUCUCUGCAAGCUGUCCUUUGGCUAUGCGCGUUCCUUUGCCACUCAUGCCGUCCAUGAUCACCGCAUGACACUGUGUGAGGACGAGAGGCGGCUGCUAGGGGACAAGCAUGCAUCUGCCAUUAUCCAGGGUAUUGGGAAGGACAAAGAGCCCCUCAUCAGUUUCCUGGAACCAAAAAAUAAGAGCACUCCUCUGCCACCUACCCUGCUCCCCAUUAACUCUGGCCAGAGCUUCUAUGGCACAUUUAGUGGUGUCCAUCUGGAGCCUGGAAGCAGCAGCGGGGGCAGCGAGACCCUCCUGAACAAAGACUCUGACUCUGGCCUCCAGCAACAGCAGCAACAAACCCCUCUACGCUCAGUCCUCUCUCUUGGAGGGCUGAGCAUUCCCAAAGCAUCCACUCUUACCUCAUCCCCAGGCUCUGCCAAAGACUCCAGUGCCCUGCCCAAACAGGGAGGGAGAACAGAGGAGCCUGCUGGGAAAGAGCUGGCAUGCAAGGGAGAGGAUGGGGACACUCGAGAACAUGAAAACAAGAUUCACCUAUCCAGCCAAAUGGGGGGCUCGGAAGAAGAAGAGGAACUGUUAUUAGGGGAGGAGGAAGAUGAGGUAGAGGCAGAAAGCACUGUAGUGUCCUGUGGUGGUAACAGUAGCAGCGGCGAGGGUGAAGCGGGGGAACCAGCUGUCUCAAACCAAAGCAUUUCCAAAUCUACUUUAUUAAUGCCUAGUAGCGCUCUCCAGCCUUCUGCCUGCACCUCUGCAGUCAGUUCCACACUCAACAGCAAAGCCCCUGCUUCCACUUCCUCCUCUGUCAAGGAAGGGGGUUCAGCUGCAGAUGGUGGGGGGAGAACCUCAGAGCUCCCUCUGAGCUUUAACUGCCAGGGGCCCACUGCUCCCAUGGCAAUGGCGGCAGCUGCCAUCAGAAGGAACGAGGAUGACACUGCUGGCACAUCCUCCUCACCUCUGUCCUCCAGUGCUGCUGCAGAUGAAAGUGCCAAUCGAGAUAGUGCCACAGCUCCAGAACCAAAUGAUUGCUCAGCAGAGGGAGAGGAGGAAAACGGAGCCCUUCUGCACCAUCACCACAUGCAUCACCAUCAUCAUCACCUCCACCCUUCAUCUCAUGGCCACUCCCACCCUCUCCCAGGGGGCUCUUGUGACAUAACAGGGAUGGGUGAGUGUUCACAGAACCAUGGGGCUGGUGGCAGUGGAGGAAGUGGGGUAGAAUGCCCUAAAUGUGACACAGUUUUGGGUUCCUCACGCUCCUUGGGUGGUCACAUGACCAUGAUGCAUUCACGCAACUCGUGCAAAACACUGAAGUGUCCCAAAUGCAACUGGCAUUACAAGUACCAGCAGACAUUAGAAGCCCAUAUGAAAGAGAAGCACCCAGACUCUGGAGGCUCAUGUGUAUACUGCAGCAGUGGUCAAACCCACCCUCGUCUGGCGCGUGGCGAAAGCUAUACCUGUGGAUACAAGCCCUUUCGGUGUGAGGUGUGUAACUACUCCACCACCACAAAGGGCAACCUAAGCAUCCACAUGCAGUCAGACAAGCAUCUGAACAACAUGCAGACACUACAGAAUGGAGGUUCUAUUGCUUCUGCACAGGAACAAGUGUUUGGGCACACCCCAGGGGGGGUGGUGGCUGUCCCCUCAGUGACCCAGGCCAGUAGCCAUCAUCCUUCCCAUCACCAUCCUACGCAGUCCUCCACCCAUAUGGCCGGACCGUGUGGGACCCCCUCCCCAACCAAACCGAAGAGCAAACCUACUUGGCGGUGUGAGGUAUGUGAUUAUGAGACCAAUGUGGCACGGAACCUGCGCAUCCACAUGACCAGCGAGAAGCACAUGCACAACAUGAUGCUACUCCAGCAGAAUGUGACCCAGAUGCAGCAUGGCCGACUUGGUUUGGGAGCCAUGCCUUCACCCUCUGAGGCUGAGCUCUACCAGUAUUAUCUGACCCAGAAUAUGAGCCUUCCACCAGGCCUCAAGAUAGACCCAACUGGAGCUGAGGCGCAGUUCCUGAUGGGGAGCUUUCACCUGGAUCCCAACAUGGCCACUCUAGCCCCUGCACUUGUAGGUGGAGAGAUCCCUAUGGACGUGCGGCUGGGCAGUGGGCAGUUGGUGUCUGAAGAAUUGAUGACCCUGGGAGAAAGUCUGUCCCAAACCAGCGAUCCCUCCCUCAAGCUCUUUCAGUGCGCUGUGUGCAACCGCUUCACCACUGACAACCUGGAUGUGCUUGGCAUGCAUAUGGGAGCUGAACGCAGCUUACCAGAGGAGGAAUGGCGUGCCGUGGUGGGUGACUCUCACCAGUGCAAGUUGUGCCACUACACCACUCAGCUCAAGGCCAACUUCCAGCUGCACUGCAAGACAGACAAGCAUGUGCAAAAGUACCAGCUUGUAGCCCACAUCAAAGAAGGUGGCAAAGGCAAUGAAUGGCGCCUGAAAUGUGUGGCUAUAGGCAAUCCAGUGCACCUGAAGUGCAAUGCCUGCGACUACUACACCAACAGCCUGGAGAAGCUGAGGAUGCACACUGUCAAUUCCCGCCAUGAGGCUAGUCUCAAACUCUACAAGCACCUGCAGCAGCAUGAAAACGCUGUGGAGGGUGAUGCCUGCUACUACCACUGUGUGCUGUGUAACUACUCGACCAAGGCCAAGCUCAAUCUGAUCCAGCAUGUGCGCUCCAUGAAGCACCAGCGCAGUGAGAGCCUCAGGAAGCUUCAGCGCUUACAGAAGGGCCUGCCAGAGGAGGACGAGGACCUCAGCUCCAUCUUCACCAUUCGUAAAUGCCCUUCCUCAGAUACAGGAGAGCUGAGCGAGGAUGUGGAGGCUGCUAGUGAGACUACCACAGACCAGGAGGACCAAACCAAAGACAGAGAAAGUGGGGGGGAGAAGGAGCUCACCAAAGGGACAGUAGGUGGAGUGAAGCACUAUCACGAUGGCAACAGCCAGACUUCAGCAUUAAAACCACUCUUCAGAAAACCAACAGGUUCAGCAUUGUCCAGCCACUUGGAACAGCACCAGUCAGAUUCCCCAAUCCCCUCCAAAAGGCCCUCUUCGCAGUCAGAGACCUCAGAGAAUCCAUUCUCCUCGAAGCGCCCCAGGACAGCGGAGAAGAGCGCUGCGGAGCAGAUGUACCAGUGCCCCUACUGCAAGUUCACCAACACGGACCUGAAUCGCCUCAGAAUGCACGUGAUGACGCAGCACUCUGUCCAGCCCAUGUUACGCUGCCCGUUGUGCCAGGACAUGCUCAACAACAAGAUCCACCUGCAGUUUCACCUCACGCACCUCCACAGCGUGGCACCUGACUGCGUUGAUAAGCUAAUUGCCACAGUGACAGCAACUGAAGUAUUGCCAGCAAGCAUGUUCAUACCUGUGCCUAGUCCAGACAGAGAGUCCCAGAGCACCCCACAUGCCACAACCAACUCUAACUCUGAAGAUACAAAGAAGCACGCUGAUGCACCAGAACCUGAUCAAGAGAAGGGGGUGUCACUGGCUUUAGAAAUGACUGAAGCUCGCAAGUCCCCUCUGGAAGAUCAACAAUCAGAGAGGGAUGAUGCCACAGGAUUUCUUUGCUGGAAGAAAGGCUGUAAUCAGGUGUUCAAGUCCUCAAACUCCCUCCAGAUGCACUUCAGUGAAGUUCACAAUAAAAGGCCCCAGCUGCCUGUUUCAGAUCGCCAUGUCUACAAGUACCGCUGUAACCAAUGCAGCCUAGCCUUCAAAACUGUAGAGAAACUACAGCUCCAUUCACAGUACCACGUGAUCAGGGCAGCCACCAUGUGCUGCCUCUGCCAGCGAAGCUUCAGAACACUGCAGGCCUUGAAGAAACACUUAGAAACCAGUCACCUGGAGCUGAGUGAAGCUGAUCUCCAGCAGCUUUAUGGGGGCUUAUUGAUGAAUGGUGACAUUAUGGUAAUGGGUGAUCCAUCUCUUGGUGAGGAGCACGCAGGUCUGGGUGAAGAUGACAAAGAAGGAGAUGAAAGUGACCCAGAAGAAAAACAAAGCCCAACAGGUAGUGACUCUGGUUCAUUGCAGGAAGAUUCUGGAUCUGAACCUAAACGUGCUUUGCCAUUCAGAAAAGGCCCAAACUUUACCAUGGAGAAGUUUUUGGAUCCAUCUCGUCCCUUCAAGUGCACUGUAUGCAAAGAGUCUUUUACACAGAAGAACAUUCUGUUGGUCCAUUAUAACUCUGUCUCCCACCUACACAAGGUGAAGAGGGCUCUUCAGGAAUCCACUACUGGUCAGCCUGAGCCUACCAGCAGCCCUGACAACAAGCCAUUCAAAUGCAGCACUUGUAAUGUGGCAUAUAGUCAGAGUUCUACUCUGGAGAUCCACAUGCGCUCUGUUCUACACCAGACCAAAGCUAGGGCAGCCAAACUUGAAGCAGCAGGUGGAAUCACUAGCUCUACAAGUGCUCCUGGUUUAAGUGGUGGAGGGUCCAGCAUAAGCACUUCAACAUCUAGCCCGAGCCCGGCCAGCAAUUCAACUACUAGUUCAACCAACCACAGUUCUUCUGGUUCUCAAAUGUCUCAGAGUCUUCCUGGAGGAAACCACAUGAGUCAAACUCAUAGUAUUGAAAGCCUUGGGAAUUCUUCAGUGAGCUGCCAUUCUUCACCAUCUGAGAACCAUGAAGUGAAAAAGACUAAAUUUACAGACAUGCUAUCUGCUAGGGGGCAACAGCAACAGCUUCAACAACAACAGCAACAAUUGGCUCAGGCUCAAGCCCAAGCUCAAGCUCAGCUUCAGCAAGAGCUCCAGCAGCAGGCUGCUCUUUUACAAUCACAGCUAUUCAACCCAGCACUUCUGCAGCACUUCCCCAUGACAACUGAUGCACUUCUUCCUCUACAACAGCAGCAGUUGCUAUUCCCUUUCUACAUCCCUGGAGCAGAAUUUCAGCUGAACCCAGAGAUCAACAUCAGUAACUCAGCACUUGGAUUAGCAGGAUCCUCCACCUCCUCACUGCUAGAGGAUUUAAAAAACUCAGCCCAGCAGAGUUGCUUGCAGCAGCAAUUGAUGCACCACCACCUUCAGCAGCAACAUCAUCAACAGCAGCAGCAGCAGCAACAACAGCAGCAGCAACAGCAGCAGCAGCAGCAACCACAACAGCAGCAGUCCCACUUACAGGCUCAGGGGCAGAUGGCACUGCUGCAGCAGAGUGCAUCUCUCCUCCAACAGGCUGAAAAGAAGCCGAAACCUUCCUCCUCUCAGAAUGAGAAAGACAAAGAAAUACAAAGAGAGAAGGAGACAAUUGAAAAAAAUGAGGAAUAUGCUAAAGAUUCUACAGACAGCAAGUCAAAAGAAAAGAAGGACAUUCAGCAUAUUUCAAUAAACAUAAACCAUGAUACUGGCUUGCCUCCACCAAGGAUUGCUUCAGACGCUCGGGGAAAUGCAACUAAAGCCCUGCUGGAAAAUUUUGGGUUUGAGUUAGUAAUUCAGUACAAUGAAAAUAAACAGAAAGCUCAGAAAAGGACAGCUGGACCUACAGGAUCAAGUGGCCCAGGUGGGAUAACAAGAGUGGUGGACCCCAUUGAGGGAUUAGAGAAACUGGAAUGUGAAGCCUGUGGCAAGCUGUUUUCAAACAUACUGAUUCUAAAGAGUCACCAGGAGCAUAUCCACCAGGCUUUCUUUCCAUUUCGAUCCCUUGAGAGGUUUGCCAAGGAAUACAGAGAGCAUUAUGAUAAACUGUAUCCACUGAGACCCCCUACACCAGAGGCUGCCCCAGCUCCUCCACCACCUCCUCCUCCACCUCCACCUCCUCCACAAAGAGCUCCCACACCAAAUAUUCCCAUCUCUGCUGCUUCACUGACACCUACAACUGUACCUCCCCCACAGCCACCGGUUCCAAUGGCACAAAUUCCCAUGCCAAUAGAUUUGCCCCUCUUCUCUCCACUCAUGAUGCAGCCUAUGUCACUCCAGUCCUUGCCCACUCAGUUGCCUCCCCAGUUGCCAUCUGUUGAGCCAAGCUUGGCCUCAGAUCUAGCCCAGCUCUAUCAGCAACAGCUUACACCAGCCAUGCUACAGCAGCAGCAGAACAAGAGGCCGCGUACACGCAUCACAGAUGACCAGCUUAGGGUCCUGCGUCAGUACUUUGAUAUCAACAAUUCACCAAGCGAGGAGCAGAUUAAAGAGAUGGCAGACAAAUCAGGGCUGCCACAAAAAGUUAUAAAACACUGGUUCAGAAACACCCUUUUUAAAGAGAGACAGCGAAACAAAGACUCACCAUACAAUUUCAAUAAUCCACCAAUAACAACUCUAGAAGAAACAAAAAUUGACUCAAAACCUCCAUCCCCUGAACUUCCGAAACAAGAAUUUUAUGGAAGUAAGAGAUCAUCCAGGACUAGGUUUACUGACUACCAGCUAAGAGUGCUACAAGACUUCUUUGAUGCCAAUGCUUAUCCUAAAGAUGAUGAAUUUGAACAGCUCUCCAACCUUCUGAGCCUCCCCACUCGUGUUAUUGUUGUGUGGUUCCAAAAUGCUCGCCAAAAGGCAAGGAAGAAUUAUGAAAACCAGGGUGAUGGGGGUAAAGAUGGGGAAAGACGAGAACUGUCAAAUGAUCGCUAUAUCCGCACCUCAAACCUGAACUACCAGUGCAAGAAAUGCAGUCUGGUUUUCCAGCGCAUAUUUGAUCUAAUUAAACACCAAAAGAAGCUGUGUUACAAAGAUGAAGAUGAGGAUGGACAAUAUGACAGCCAAAAUGAAGAUUCACUGGAUCUUACCCAUGAAUGUUAUACUCCCUCUGGGUCUUCUUGUCACACCCCAAUGCCCUCUUCUUCAAGUCUCUGUCCACUCCCACCCUCCACUUCAGCAUUCUCACAUCUCCCAUCUACUGAAAAAGAGGAGGCAUCACCAGCAUCCACCUCAAACCUCUAUGAUGAGAAGCCCAAGCAGUUACCAGAAAUUUCUGCUGAUCCACGAGAAAACCAAACCUCUAUUAAGCAGGAAAUUGUGCAUCAAUCUCAGUCUGAAGCACAACACCACAGACCUCAGAGAGAAGAGAAGAUUCAGACUAUUUCCAAGCCCAUCAAACAUUCAUCUCCCUCCUUCUCUCAGCAACAACAGCAGUGUGGUCCCUCAGCCUCUCAGACGAGCCAGGCCUCAUCACAAAGUUCUCACAUGAGUCUCAAUCCACACCUGACCUCUGCCACACAACAACUGGCACAACAAAUGAUCCCAUACCAGUGUGAACAGUGCAAGAUUGGCUUCCCCUCCUUUGAGCACUGGCAGGAACACCAGCAAUUACAUUUUCUUUCUGUGCAAAAUCAAUUCAUCCAUCCUCAGUUUCUUGACCGUCCAAUUGACAUGCCUUUUAUGCUAUUUGAUCCUAGCAAUCCUCUCCUGGCAAGUCAGCUACUCUCUGGGGCGAUGCCGCAGAUUCCCAGCAGUUCUGCUACCUCUCCGUCCACCCCCACCUCCACAAUGAACUCCUUGAAGAGGAAGUUAGAGGAGAAAGCUGGCACUAGCCCAGGAGAAAACGAUAGCACAAACAGCGGAGAAGAGCCACAGAGAGACAAGCGGCUCAGAACCACCAUCACACCUGAGCAGCUAGAGAUCCUUUAUCAAAAAUAUUUAUUAGAUUCAAAUCCUACACGUAAAAUGCUUGACCACAUUGCUCAUGAAGUGGGAUUAAAAAAGAGAGUAGUGCAAGUGUGGUUCCAGAAUACCAGAGCUAGAGAAAGAAAAGGCCAGUUUAGAGCAGUAGGGCCAGCUCAAGCUCAUCGUAGGUGUCCUUUUUGUCGAGCUCUUUUUAAAGCAAAAACUGCCCUUGAGGCUCACAUUCGCUCUCGCCACUGGCAUGAAGCCAAACGUGCUGGAUAUAAUUUAACUCUCACUGGUAUGUUACCUGAACAGGAGGGCAUGCAAAUAAAAAUGGAUACUUUAGAAUCAUCAGGUUACUCCCAACUGGCCCCUACAAAUAGCGAUGGACAAAGCUCAUCAAUGUCUCCAGUGAACAAAAGCAUGGAUUUGUCUCCCAGGGCUUUACUGAGCCCUUCAUCCAUUAAAGUUGAGGGAAUGGAAGACUUUGAGAGUGCAGCCAUGUCUGCUGUGAACCUCAGCUUUGAUCAGAGCAAACUGGAUAAUGAUGACUGCUCUUCUGUGAAUACAGCCAUCACUGACACAACCACAGGUGAUGAGGCCAAUGCUGAUAAUGACAGUGCUGAUGCAAAGCACAGCCAAAAUAGUAGUGAAUACUUGUCUAAGUCCGGGGGCACAGCCCCUAUGCUCGAAACUGAUGAUCAGAUGUCCUCAGGGCUUGUAAGCCCUGCAACAAGUUAUUAUGCCAAGGACUAUGAAAAUGAAAAUAUGAUUGACCACAGUGAGACGUCCAGCCUGGCUGACCCCUGUUCACCAAGUCCUGGAGCUUCAGGUAGUAGGAGUAUCGACAGCGGAGAUCGACCUGGCCAAAAGCGCUUCCGAACCCAGAUGACUAACCUUCAGCUGAAGGUGUUGAAAUCCUGUUUUAAUGACUACAGGACUCCCACUAUGCUGGAAUGUGAGGUACUUGGCAAUGAAAUUGGACUUCCAAAGAGAGUGGUUCAGGUGUGGUUUCAAAAUGCCCGUGCCAAGGAGAAAAAGGCAAAGCUUAACAUGGCCAAGCACUUUGGUAUAAAUCAGACGUCCUAUGAGGGGCCGAAGACUGAAUGCACUUUGUGUGGUGUCAAGUACAGUGCUCGUCUCUCUGUUCGUGAUCACAUUUUCUCUCAACAACAUAUUUCUAAGGUGAAGGAUACCAUUGGCAGCCAGAUCGAUAAGGAAAAAGAGUACUUUGACCCAGCCACUGUCCGCCAACUCAUGGCCCAGCAAGAGAUGGACAGGAUUAAGAAGGCCAAUGAAGUGUUAGGACUGGCACAGCAGCAGGCCAUGCAGCAGCAGGGGAUGUUUGAUAACCCAGCAAUGCAGGCUCUGAAUCUCCAGUCGGCCUAUCCAAAUUUGCAAGGGAUCCCACCUGUCCUUUUGCCAGGGGUUGGCAGCCCCUCUCUGUCGAGCUUUAACUCAUCUAAUUCAGCUUUAACUCCUCCAAAACCUUCAAACCUCCUGAACAUGCCUGGUGCCAGUGUUCCCUCACCUAGCCUACCCACAUCUGGAUUGCCCAACAAGCUUCCCACCUCAUCGUCUCUUGCUGCGUCCAGUCCAGCCCAGACCAACACGUCUGCUUCCCACUCAAGCCCCACCUCCACAUCCAACUCACUUUCCUCAUCCACCCUGCCCAGCUCCCGACCUGAACCCCCUAAAGAGCGUGAUACUGAGAGGUUUAGAGAGAAGGAGAAGCACAAGGAAAAGACAGAGAAGCCCUCAACCCCAUCAUCAACUGGAAGCACUCCUGCUCCCUCCACUUCUGCUGCCAGUGCCAAGAAGGAUAAACCAGACACGGCUGUACCAGCCACCUCUAUGCCCACACCUGGUAUGGAGUAUGUGGUAGACCCUGCUCAGCUUCAGGCCCUGCAGGCCGCUUUGGCAUCAGACCCCACAGCUCUCCUCACAAACCAGUUCCUGCCCUAUUUCAUGCCUGGCUUUUCCCCGUAUUACACCCCACAGAUCCCUGGGGCUCUCCAAGGCGGCUACCUACAGCCAAUGUAUGGUAUGGAAAGUCUCUUCCCUUACAACCCAGCAUUGUCCCAAGCACUGAUGGGCCUGUCUCCAGGGUCCCUGCUGCAGCAUUACCAGCAAUAUCAGCAGAGUUUGCAAGAGGCACUACAGCAGCAGCAGCGGCAGCUUCAGCAGAUCCAGCAACCCAAGGCGAGCCAAACUCCCGUUCCCCCUCAACCCUUGGGGGAUCGCAAAGAAUCUGCCAAAGAUCCAGUGAAAACAGAGGAGCAGAGGGGCAACCCCCAUAGCGAACCUCCCACUUCCUCCUCCUCUCAUAAUAAAGUUCCCUCUGAACAGAAAGAGAUGGAUGGCAAAGCUGUGGACCCCCAUCUAGACCAGUACAUUGUCCCCAAGGUGCAGUAUAAACUGGCAUGCCGCAAGUGUCAAGCAGUUUUCACCAAGGAAGAGGCGGCUAUUACCCACCUUAAAUCUAACUGUUUUUUUGGUCAGUCUGUGGCAAACCUGCAAGAGAUGUUGCUGCGUGUCCCUGGUGGCGUAGGUGCAGGGGCUGGAAGUCUCUAUGACUGCCUGGCUUGUGACACUACGUUGGAUGGGGAGAAAGCACUCAGUCAACACCUGGAAUCGGUAUUGCACAAACACAGAACAAUCAAGCGAUCAGCCAGAAAUGCCAAAGAGCACGCUACUAGUUUAUUACCUCACUCUUCAGCCUGCUUCCCCAAUCCUAACACCGCAUCUACCUCGCAGUCUGCCACUCAUCCCAUCAGCAGCCCCCCUCCCCCGCCAACAACAUCAGCCACCAUGCCAUCCUCUGCUGUCUCCUCUUCCCUGUGCUCCUCUUCUACUACCCCACUCAACACCACAGCUGCCGGCAAACCCUGGCCCCAGGCCCCUUUCUCCAGAGCUUUAGCUGGGAAGCCCAAUGCCAGUCCCCCCUCUUCUUCCUCCUCUUUUCCUCCAGUGUCCUCACCUUCAACGGUUACCUCAAGUUCAUUGAGCACCUCAGGAGUUCAGACCUCGAUACCAACAGACGUCUUUACCGACGAGUCUGACUCUGACAACAGUCAGAAGUCAGCAGACAGGCUGGGCAGGACAGCGGAGGAGCCGCAGCAGCCUGGCUUUGUCAAAGACAGUAGUAGUUGUAGUAGUAAUCUUGCUAGUGUAGGAACAGACUCCAUCAGAUUGUAAAAGAGCUUUCAGUGAUGGACAAUAUUUAAAAAACACUAAAAAAAAGACAAAAAAAUCACAAAUGGGAAAAACAUAAAAAGCAGCAAUGUUAAAAUACAUUAAAAGUAUACAAACCAAUUUCAGAAAAGAUGUGUAAAGACUAACUGCAAUUCCAAAGCUUGUAACCAAAAAUUUAAAUGUUAGUGGAUUGUUUUCCCAUAUCAACAUGCUGGUUUUCAUUACUUUCUUUCUUUUUUAAUCUUUUUGUUUUUUUGUUUUUUACUCAACUGAAAUACGUGCAUACUAAUGUAUGAGAACAGAAAAGAUCGCUGCUGUUACAGUAUGUUUUGGGUAAUGGCAGAGCAAUGCUGUACUGUGUGGACUGCCUCAAAACUGAAAAAUGGCCCAAGAACCCUUUUGAAGAAACAUAAGUCAACAAGCUGUCCCUUUGUUUUCUAAUAAUUUCUACUUGAUAGCACAGUCACAAAAAGCCAGUAUGUACUGUAUGGGAGAAUAGUCUAUCAGUUUUCUUGCUAUUUAAGCAUUCAGAUACCAAUGGCUUGCAAAAGUAAAAGAAUAAUGUAAUGUCUAUUUUAUUCUCAGGUCAACAGCUCACACAUGUUUUUUGUUACAGAAAUCCAUGUUUUACACCUUUUGUUUCCAAGAGGAGAUGAGUAUUUUUCUUUUCUUCAUGAACUUGAUUUCAUAAUAGAAAUCAAAUUUUAAUAAGGCAUUGUUUUGGGGCAUUCAAAAAGGGUAAAUGAUUUGUUGAUUUUAACAUUAGACAUUCGUUUUGAAAGGGGGGGAAAAUCACAGUCCCAUUAUACCCAGACAAGGAGAGCAUUGCAGGCAUAGUAACGGGCGAUAAAAACUGUUUUGAAUAAAAAAACAAAAAAAAAACAAACAAAAAAACAGCCUUCUGUAUUUAUGAUAGAUAUGAACAUUUUGGUGUUAAGUAGAUUGUUGCAUUGGAAAUGAAUUUAAACAGUAUGGUAGGUUGAAAAAACUUUGUGUACAUUUAGCUUUUGUAUUGUCCAACUUUAAGACGCUUCAUUUGAUGUUGUCUUGGUCAUUCCAAUAGACUAGAUUAUGGACAGGUAAUUUAUCUAAACUUUAUUUCUGUCUUAUUCUCAGCUUCCUGGGAAAUGUUCACCCAAAUGCCCCACCUGACAAGGCAGGAUCCUCUUUUAGAAUUAUUUAAAUUUUAUGGUUUGGUUGGUAUCACACUAACCAAAAUGAAAAAGAUCCUGGGUGAAAUACUGAAAGUUUGAUUUUAUUUAAUUUUUGUGUCACUUUUGUGCACUUAUCAGUGUCUGACUCCUUUUUCUCAUUCUACUUGUUCCUCCUUUUUGCACUUAUUUUCUCCGCUCUCCUGUGUUUGUAGAUGUGUACACUACAAAGCAGGUCUUUUGUUCAUCUAGUGUGGCUACAGUCUUCAUUUUCAUUUUUGUUGUCAAAAAUGAGAAAAGUAUACUAAUAAUAAUUCUCACGCUUUAAGACAAAAAGAAAAUCCAAAGACUAAACACUCUCACCAUUGGUGCAUAAAGAUGAGAAAAGAGGCUUCUUUAUACUUGAGAAUUUGUUGCUGUUUUUAGAGGAAAGAAAACUAAGUUUUAAAAGAUUAAGGAGUACGCAUCAGAGUUGCCGUUUUUGCUUCUUUGCAAGCAAACAGGUGGCUUUUUUACGUAAAUACCAAAAACCAAAAAGGGCCCUUGUCCUUGCUUUGUGGAGUAGCACCGUUACAGAGCCAUUGCAGUUUGUAAGGUUAUUAAUCUUUGUUUGACUUUUGUCACAUUCAAAUGUCCAUUUUUUUUUAAGAAAAUGUAUAAGGUCUGGUCUUCAAGGACAUGCGUUUUGCUGCUAAUGUAGAAUUUUGAAAGAAAAAAAGAGUACCUAGAUGCAUGCUCAUUUUGCUUUUGGCUAAGCUUUAACUAAAACAAACAAUAAACCAAUUUCUUGCCUCUGCAACACCUUUUUUUUUUUCUUGUUGCAAAAACGGAACUUUGAAGACUGUGAAUAUGUGUUCCAAAGGACAUUUUGCCGAAUUUCUUUUUGAACAGACCAAUGUUUAAAGCCAAUGAUCUAUAACGUUUGUAAAGAACAGUGCAUUCCAAAUAUCACAGUGGAGUUUUCUUAAGCAAGGACUGAUCCUGUUUCAUUCAGUUGCUUUUAAUUGUCACAAUCUAUUUUUUCUCAUUUUUAAAGUGACUGUAAACUGUUGUGUAAAUCUUUGCAUCAUUGGUUGCUGAACAAAGUGACCUCCAUAUAUCAUUUUUUGCUGGCAUGGAACGUUGCUGAAAUUCUCCAUCCAGUCAAGGUUGUUGCUGACUUGUUAAGCAAGUAAUAGUGGUUACCAAAAAAUGUAUAUAAUACAUCUGGUACUGAUGCAUUUCAUAGGUUUAGUAACACAUAUGUCAGUCACCAUACAACUAGUCUCAGAGGGAAAUGAUGGCUGUUUUGCUGAGGUGUUGUUGUCCUCUCCCUGGGAAAUCCACCAGUGACUUGUCCCGUAUGUCUGCAGGGUGCCACUUCCACACAUAGAUUACAGGUUUUUAAGGGACCUCUUCAUUCCAAAGCAUUAUUUCUGAAAUAAGUAGGAGGUUUUUCGAAGAUGUCCUUUGGUUUCAAACAAUUAGGAUGCUUUCAUGUCCAAAGACGACCCCCACUUCUUUUUAUUGCAAUGGAAAUUUGCAUAGGUAACCCCGCUGUCUCACUGAUGAUCUGUGAACUAAACAUUUAAGUCUUUAAACCAAAACCAAGACGUAUUUAAAUUUGUGACAAACCCCUUUUGGCCACUACUGUGUAGCUGAUAUAUUUGCCCCAAUGAAUACAAGGCACAAUCUCAGAAGUGCUUAAAGUGCUGUGUCUUUCAGACCAGUGUGAUUUGGUGUUGAUACUAUAGCAUGCUGGUGAAAGUCAGCAGAUUUGGUCUACAAGCUUACUGCUUCUCUAAAGUCCAGUUCCCUGAAAUACUGUUCAUAUGUAUUUGCUUAUUUUGGAAAAUUCUUAAGUUGUACAGGUUUUCUCAAAUAUUGUUUGCUUUAUUUUAAUAUUGUCAGACAUGUAUUGUUAUUUUCUUAUAAGUAUUUUAUUUUAGUUUCUGUAUAUUACUUUAUAUCAUAAAUUAACACUAGCUUUAAUUUGAAUUGCUGAAAUUAAGAAACGGAAAACAAAAAAACGACCUGGCCACUUUAUGGUGUGAUAAUGUUCUUUAUAUUCAUUGUCUCUGAUACCGUUUGCUCUCUUAUUUCCAAGUGUAAUCUUUUGGGCUCUUUUGUGGAAGACAAAGUUGCAGUAUCUACAUUAGAUUCAGCCAGCAUGGACUGUGUGUGAAUUUCUAUGUGUGUGUGUGUGUGUGUGUGUGUGCGUGUGUGUGUGUGUUUUAUAAGAGCCAGCAUCAAUUAAAUUUUUUCUUGUUUGCCUUUUUUUUAUUACACACCAAAACAAACUGAACCACAAAGGUGGAUUAUGAAUAACUGAAAUUUAGAAAAUCAAAUUUUAAAGGUAUGAUCAGAAAUGAGAAUGACGAUACCGAAGCACUGAGCAGUUUUUACUUUGAUUGAAUAUAUGAAUGUGGCCAAAGCUUUAUGCAGUUGAAACAAAAAGAAAAAAAAAUUACAAGUUGUGCCCUGGAUAAGUGUAUAUUUUAUUGUGGCACAAAACGCUACUGUGGGUCACUGGAUCCACUGACUUACAUUGGGAUACUUGAUUUUAAUGGACAUUUACAAAGAGAGAGAGAAUAAGGUUUUGCUGUAGAGGUCAUCUUUUGCCCACUGUGAAAACAAACGUGUACCUGUAUACAGAUAUAGAUAUAUUUAAAACAAGACAUCAACUUUUUUGCUUUUGAAAUGAAGAAGGAAUGAAAGAAAAUAAAAAGGACUCUGGGAAGCUUUGGAGAUCUCAUCAGGAGGACACGAGGGGCUGUGGGCACACCAAAACUGGGCAUGGGAGCCAAAGGCAGGAUCAAAACAGCUUUAAAACCACCUCCUUAUUUGAAUACUGACAACUCUGUAAUGGGAAUAGACUCUGGAACCAAUGGACAUGUGUGACACAGAGAGGAACGUCCUCAGAUGAAACUGAACUUAAGUGGCUCCAGCUGCCUCUUUCUCCUUUCUGUCUGUCUCUUUCUUUACCCAGCUCUGCCUCUGCUUCUGCUCUUUGAUGGACAUUUUCCAAAUUUCAGGACAGGAUGGACAGAGAUGCUUGCUUCAUUUCUCCCAGUUCAUGUUGCUAUCCUUUUCAUUUCCUUGUGCUUGUCUCUGGUUGACAAGUAAAGCUCUCCAGUCAAAUGGCGGCUCACCCCUCUCUCUGUUGAUUGCAUAAUCUAAAAAGAGAAGUGAAUAACAGAGAGAGGGGACGGGUUCUCAAAGCUGUCAUUCUUAAAGAGGCAGUUACACUAAAAAAGCGUAUUAACCAAAAUUAACAACCAAACUAACAACCAAACAACCAUUUGCUCCAACUUCAAAGAUGAACUGUUACUUGGAGCUUUCUGUUCCUUUUGUGACUUCUGGUGCCACAAUGUUUUUUUUUAAUGCUUUUAGUUUUUCUUUUUGUUUCCUUGAAUUACUCCUCCUUCGAGCCUCAUAAGCAUGGCUCUGUGGCUCCAGGCAGCCCAUCCGAGGGUAGAAAAAACAGCCUUGCAAUGUACAAAAAAGAGCAAGUUAAACCAAAAAUGUUGUUCUUGAUGUCUUUUCUAUACUGUAGUCUUGUUAGCUUUUUUGUUACUGUAAUUAUGAUGAAGAUUUCCAAACUGUACCAAAUUACAUGGAAACUAACAUACAUACAACCACAUGGAACUUCAGACUUUUAAAGAAACUUUUGUCACAGAACCUUGUUGUCCUAGUUAAGUUGAUUGUAGAUGGUAAUUGAAUAUACUCCUUUGAAAAUAUUUCAUCAAGUAUGUUUCUUGCUCAUUGUGAU